AUGAAUAGGGAACAAAUUAGGUUAGCCAUUCAAGAGGCUAUUUUUGAUGCAUAUCGACCGACAGGUGUGUCAUCGUCACAGUUUGUGCCACCACCGGCUCCACCACCACCACCACCUCCGAAGACAAAUGAGCUAGAUGAUACUCUUUCUCACAUUGCCAGGUUCGUGAAGUUGAUGCCAACCUUGUUUGAGGGUGGUCCAGAUCCGCUUGUUGCGGACAGUUUCCUGGAUAGGGUGGAGAAGCAUAUUAAUGCCAUGAAUUUGGCAACGGACAAGUUGAAGAUCACAUUGGCGACUUACAAUUUUGUGGGCGAUGCUGAGAUUUGGUGGAAGACCAUUUCUCACACCCAUAAUCUGGAUACUAUGACAUAUGCUACAUUCAAGAAGUUGUAUUACGAGAAGUACUUUCCAGCGCCUAAGCGGAGGGAACUAAAGAAGGAGUUUGAUGGGUUAAAGCAAGGAAGUAUGACAGUUACAGAGUAUGAAAACAAGUUUACAUCACUUUUGAGGUUUGCACCGGGAAUUGCUAAUGAUGAAGAAGGAAAGAUAGAGAAAUUUGUUGAUGGCCUUGAUCUUACCAUUAGGCCAAUUGUAGCUGCUUCAGAACCGACAGAGUAUACAAAAGCAGUGCGAAAGGCUUUAGUGGUUGAGGCUGAGAGUAAGGACAACAAGGCUAUCAGGGAGUCCUACAAGCACAACAGGGGUAUGAGUACUUUCUCCGAAGGUCAAUCAAGUAAGAAGCAGAAGCAUGAGCAGUCAAGGUUCAGGGGACAGCAGCCAGUUAGAUCUGCACCCACAGCUUCAGUGUCCAUGGGGUCUUCUAGACCGAAUGUUACUUGUUUCAGAUGUGGGCAGUUGGGACAUUACAAGUCCCAAUGCACUCAGACACAGGUAACUCGGAUGAUUUAUUUCAAGUGUGGGCAGCCAGGGCAUCACAAGUCCCAGUGUACUCAGAUUCAGGUGGCGUCUGGUGGAUGUUUCGGGUGUGGCCAGCAGGGCCAUAGGGUGAAAGAUUGUCCACAGCGGGGCAGUGGUUUGGGCAAAGGUGGAGGUUCACAGCAGAGGCAGAUGCAGUCUGCCACAGUUCAGUCAGGAUUUCGACCACCACCACCACCUCAGCCGUCUCAGCCAGCUAUGUCAGCCCAGAGUUCUCGACCUGGUAGUUCCCAGGGGCAGAGGACCCCGGGUCGCGUGUUUGCACUCACUCCAGCCGAGUCACCAUCCAGUCCUUCAGUUGUUAGGGGUAUGUUUCUUGUGUCCCAUUCUUGGGCUCGUGUAUUGUUUGAUUCUGAUGCUUCUUAUUCAUUCAUUACUUCAUCAUUUGCACGGGCAUUGGGUUUAGAGGUCAGUCAGUUAGACAGACCACUUUGUGUUGACACGCCUAUCGGGGGUUCAGUUGCUCUUAGUAGAGUUUGUAGGAGUUGUUCCAUCACAAUUGCCAGACGUGUUCUUGAGUUCGAUCUCAUCCUUCUCGAGAUGACGGGAUUUGAUGUCAUUCUUGGGAUGGACUGA
Cornus florida is the source of this 1512-nucleotide messenger RNA. RefSeq lists its product as uncharacterized. The record is from RefSeq and is a predicted model, not a curated record. Bases 1 to 1512 code for a protein of 503 amino acids. Gene Ontology annotation, molecular function: nucleic acid binding; zinc ion binding. Lineage: Eukaryota; Viridiplantae; Streptophyta; Magnoliopsida; Cornales; Cornaceae. The transcript is spliced from 2 exons.